Penaeus monodon (black tiger shrimp) is the source of this 13525-nucleotide messenger RNA. RefSeq names its product microtubule-associated protein futsch-like. Gene Ontology annotation, molecular function: nucleic acid binding. Lineage: Eukaryota; Metazoa; Arthropoda; Malacostraca; Decapoda; Penaeidae. The record is from RefSeq and is a predicted model, not a curated record.
UCCGGCCGUCGCUCGCUCCGCCCCCUAUCGUCUGCCAUGCAACGGCGGCGGGGAUUGGGCGGCGUCGCGGAGUGCCACAUGAGAGCGCGGCCGCGAUUGGCAGCGGCGGCGGCGGGAAGGCGGACCGACCAAUCGCGUGCCAUGUUUAUCGUCUGCUGGCUCUCAGUAGUGCAAAUGGAGUGAGGAUGAUCGUGUGUCGGGGGACGGCCGCUCGUGGAAUUGACGCAGCAAAAUGGGCGACCGAGCCAGGGGCCUCACCAUCGACGGCGUGCGGCUCAUCAAGGACCUCAAGGUGGUCGAGCUCAAGGCCGAGCUAGAGCGCCGAGGCCUAUCCAAGUCGGGCAGCAAGAAGGAACUGGUGGAACGUUUACGGAGUAGUGUACAAUUUGAAAACACAAAGUCCAAGGCAACAGCUGCUAUAAGUGAGGAGGAAGUUCCCAAUAGAUGGUUGCAAAAUGAAGCCAACUUAGACAACGACUUUAUCCGCGAAUAUUUUCAGUCCCAGCAGGCCCUCUACAGGCAGCAAAUUGAAGCUAGAAGACAGUAUAGAGAAACCAGUGGAGAAGGGGCAGCGCCAUCAACUCCAGCAGCGGCUCUGCCCUCAGUCCAACAGGCGGCUCUUGGGGGCCCUCAGCAACCAGGCAAAGCCACUCCCUCAUCCCACAGCACCCCUCCAGCAACUUCAUCAACAGCAGCAGCUGGAGGAGGAGGAACAGCCAGUGUUGGCAGAGUGCACACACAUCCUGUGAGCAAAACUACUCCAGAUUUAACUGCAAAAGCAAGCUCAGGUCCUGCUCACAAACCAUCCCCAAGCCCCUCUGUCAGAACCUCCUUAGCUGCUGGCGUAACCUCACUGUCAUCUGGCGGACAAGCACCAGCGGCUAAAGAGGGUGCUGCAAAGGCUUAUGCAAACACAUUGGUUGGUACACCUCGUUUAACUAGUGGCGAAACCUCGGUACCUCUGACCACUCGAACACCACCUAGAGAAAAACCACAGACUCAACUCACCAUUAAGGUUAAAUUAAAGAAUGAUGCAACAGCAGUAACCACCCCACAAACACCCUCAACAUCAUCAAGUUCCAGUAGACCUAGUAGAAGUUCAGCACGUGCUGCUCGAGAGCUCAGUAGAGUCUCGCUCGAAGACUCAGAGGAGGAGGAUGACUCUGAGGGAAGGGAGGAGCGUCAGCCACCUGUGAGGCGUUCCAGGAAGCGCUCAGCGCGGCACUCGCAGACCCCAGAGGAUCCUGACUUUGUUGCAGCUGGCACCAGCCACUUGAGCAGUCCCCCGAGCAGUGAUCUCAAAGACAGAGUGCCGUCUCUUAGGAUUAAGUUACCUGAACCUGUGCCUAAUGUGAAUUUAAGUGUUUCAACAACAGUUGAUGAAAAACCAAAGAAAAGAAUAGAGAGUGUAUCUAUUAAUAGGAAAGAACCUAAUAGUUUAUUGGAUGCAAAGUGCAGACGCCCUGUUCAUAGCAUUAGGAAGCACGUGAAUGACCCUCCACAAGACAUUGAAGGCUCGCUCAACAGAGAGACCUUAGUACCUGAUGUAAGUGUUAGAUCCGCCGGUGAUAAUCUGAAAAAUCCAUGUCUUCAGGAAGGACCGAAACCCCCAGGGAAAAGCGGAGGCAGUGUUGGUGAUUCCAAGAACUUGAAAGAUACAUCGGUCAAACCUGAUUCUCCUGUGCCAUUAGACUGGUUGAAAAGAUCGGUAAGGACUAACCCUAAAAAACACGAACCCAGUGAGGCCGGUUCAAAUUCACAGGGACCAGACUAUGCAAGUUUACAACCAACGGUUUCGCUGAGACGUAUAGAGGCUGUUCCCAGCACAGAGAGACAAAUUGCCAAAGAUGAACCAGUAGUGAGUCCUGUUAGCUUGAGUUGGAAAAGCCCAAGUGCUAGUGAGAGUCAAGAACCAGAAAGAAAAGCAGAAAGAGAAAGUUCUACAAGGAGAGAGAGUACGAGAAAUCAGUUAGAAAGCAAAACUGGAAAUAAACUAAGUGCAGAGGAAAGAUUAGAGGCUUACAGUUCCAUAACUGUAUCAAAAGUUGAUACUCUAAAAAGAAAAGAACCAAGUGAUUUGAAUACCAGUAAAGAAGUAGAGUCGUCAACAUUAAGAACACUCCUUACAGCUGAAAAUAAAGAUAUUGUUUUAGUAGCAAACAAAAACAAAUCUGCAGCUGUUGAUGCACAAGACCAGCCUGACCAGAAGCAUUUGCCCAGUUUGAAAAGUCCUCAACAGAGAUCAAAAAGCACAGAAGACCUAGGUGUUAGUGCAUUAAGUUUGGUAAUAGUGCCCCCAGCAGAGAGUUUGUCCAGCACCAAGCAGAGUGUAGGAAAAACCGUUGGGGAAACUCAAGUUAAAACUGUGAUAUAUGAGUCCAGUGAUCCAGAAUGGAAAACUGAUAGUACAAAGCCACAUUCUGAUUGCAAAUUCUCAAAAGAAACUGCCGAAAAGAAGGAACCUGACAAACACAGUCAGGUUGCUCAAGACGUCACUCAAGGGCCAAAUGUUAAAAGGGACCCCAGUGUUAUAGAGGAAAAUUCAAAACCAGGGGUUGAAUGUAGCACUUCAGGUGGAACAGCAGGUGCAUCUGGACACAAGGCAGCUAGUCUACCAACUGGUCCACUCAAAACAAAGAUCUGGGAAAAGUUGCUGACAACAGCACAGAAGAAAGGAGACGUUUCCAAAGACACCCCGAAAGACUCAACCAAAAAGGAGGAAAAAGAAGAAACUUCUCUUCAAGUUCAGCAGACUGACCAGCACAUUAAAACAGAAACUGAUGUAAAGAAAGAGUUUGAUAAAGAUCAACAGACUACAAAUGAGACUUGCUCUGGCCAAGGAACUGAAAGCUUAGAGAAGUCAGGUGAACAUCACGCUCAAGCCACAGAUGUGAAGGCAGUUGUGAUAACCAACACCCAGAUAACUGAAGCUGAGCACAAACCUGGUGAGUUGCUAGAGAAGAGCACCAGAAAAGGAAGUCUCAAAAGUGAGAAAGGAGAUGCUGUCCAAGAAACCAGCACAAAGGAAGAACUGAAAGAGAGUUCAUUAUCUGGACCUGUGCAGGUGCCCCAGAAGGAUACCUUUACUUCAGAAACCAAAAGGGAAAUAGUUCCUGAAACCUCAAAAGCUCCUGUAGUAAAUACUCUUGGCAAACCAGCACCUGUUGCAAAAUCAAAAUUGAUUCCAAAUUUAAAAACAUCUGUUACUGUUUCAACUGCAAGUGAAACUCCAGCCUCUACAAGUUGGAGAAAGGAAACUGUUUUUAAGAUAGAGGAGACUGAACCAGCUUUACAAGAGGAAGGCAAGGCAGUUGCCCCAUCUAAACAAGAAAAAUUAGGGGAAGCCAGGAAGGAACCUAAAAACGAAAGCACAGAUAUCCAGAUCCAUAGAAAAACUGUUGAACCAGUUACUGACAAGCCUCUCAAGGAAGAGCAGACUCUUCCAGAUUCAUCAGAUUCAGAUAAAAGAGAGCAGUCUGAAAAAGGUCAGACAAGCAAGAGCAAAUGGAAUAAAGCCUCCAAAGAAAGUACAUCUGAACAGGAAGCAGACACAGAGAAGAAGCCAGACUUAGAAUCACAACCAGUCCCCACAACAUCACCAGUUGCAGAAAAGUUACUGCCUCCAGUUGCAAAUAGAUCACAGGCUGAUAGCAAGAGUUGGCUACAACCUGAUCCUAAAGUUGAACCUCCAGAGAAGAUAACCAGUGUUGAAUCAACCAAGCUUUUGGAAGACAGAGGAAAGUUUGCCUCUUGCCCAGCCAAUACAAAGGAUCAGCAGGUAAACCCAUCUGUAGAGAGCAAGGAACAAAUUGACCCUGAGCCUUGCAAGGAAUCUAAUGUGUCCCAGGAACUGAGUUUUGUAAAAGUAGGAAAACUUGAGAGCAAAACUGAAAAGCCACUGCCUACAGAUACCAGCUUAAAAGAAGCAGAGGAAAAGGCAGAAAGUCAGCCAUUUGGUCACAACCUAAACAAAGUAAAUGUCUCAAGCAGUGAGAAGGAGAGAUCGCAGAUAGUGAUUAGUACAGAAGAAAAGAUUAAUGAAAUACCUGUUUCAAAGCAACACAAGUUUUUAGCAUUUGAAACUUCUAAGAAAAAAGGAACUGAUUUGGGAGAGCUAGCAAGUAUUGAGAAAGAUCAGACACAUCAAGGUACGACUGUAAGUCCAAGAAGCCAAAUAACCGAGUUUAAAGAAGAUCCAACUACAAAAGUCAAAGUAGAGGAUACGGAAAAGGAACCAGUCUCAACUUCAGAUCGCACGCAUACUAAGAGUGAACACUCGCACUUAAACAAAGUUUCAGGUGUGAAAGAUCCUGUUUCCAAUGAAUUAAAGACUUCUGAAAACACUACAGUUUCCUCAAGCAAAGAUACACUUGAGAGAGAAGAACCAGUCCCUGCAGACAAAGUUGAUCUCCCUAAGAGAGAAGAACCAGUCCCUGCAGACAAAGUUGAUCUCCCUAAGAGAGAAGAACCAGUCCCUGCAGACAAAGUUGAUCUCCCUAAGAGAGAAGAACCAGUCCCUGCAGAGAAAAGUGAUCCACAUCUCACAAGCAAAGUAAUAAGCAGCAAGGAAGUACCAGCACUAUCAAGCAAACUUUCAGCAAUCAAAGCUGGAAGUAGUGACCAAGAUCCAUCAUCUGUAAUAGAAGUUGCAUCUUGUGUGACAGAUUUCACUACUGAAAAGUCAGAAAGUGAGAAGAAAACUGGUUUCACUUCAGAAGAUUCUGUUGUAAAAGACCCAACUGUAACAUCUGAUAGUGAGAAAGAAUCGCCUUUAACAGCUAACGCUUCCAGCUGGGAAAGACCGCUAGAAAUCUCAUCAGAAGUUUCCAAUUUCGAGGAAAAAACAUCUCUCACCAAUCUAGAAGAAAAACCAGUUAUUUCAACUAGUGACGGAAAAUCUGUUACAACAGAAGUUAUAAGGCAAGAGGAGAAAACAUCUGUCUUAUCAGAAGUUUCUGCUGAAAAGAAAGAGCUUGUUGCCACAGGUGAACUCCAAAUCUGUAAAAAAGAAGCUCCUGUUAUAUCAGAAGGUCUUAGUAGUGAGAGAGAACCAUCAGUGACAUCCGAACUCUCCAGCACUAAACCAACUCUUCCGGGUAAAGUUCUCAGUCAGGAUAAAAAAACCAUCAUCGCAUGUGAAGUUUCUAGUAAUCGGAAAGAAUUACUCCCCACAACUGACAUUUCCAGUGGUGAAAAAGGAAUCGCAUCAGAAGUUCUUAAGAGUGAGAAAGAGCCAUCUGUAUCCUCUAAAGUUCUCAGUAGUGAGAGAGAACCAUCUGCAACAACAGAAUUUCUCACAAAAGAGGAAAAACCAAUACACACACCUGAAGUUCCCAGUGUUGAGAGAAAACCAUCUGAAACCUUUAAAACUUCAAGUAACAAGGAAGAACCAGCUGACGCACUUGAAUUUUCCAGUAACGAGAAAGAACUGAGUAGAACUGAAGCUCCAAGUAAUGAGAAGGAAUUAGCUGCAACAAUUGAAACUCCUAUUAGUGUACAAGAAUUAUUUGCAAAAUCUAAAGUAGACACCGGUGAGAAAGAACCAUCUGUAAAUUUGCAAGAUUCCCCAAGUGAGAAAGAACCAGCUGUAAAAUCUAUAGCCUUUGCUAGUGAGAAAGAACCAGUACAACUGCAAGACUCCUCAAGUAAGAAAGAACCAGUUGUAGAAUCGAAAGUGCCACUGGAGAAAGAACCAUCAUUAAUAUCUGAAGCCUCUACUAGUGAGAAAGAAUCAGUGGUACAGGUACAAAAAUCCCCAAGUGAGAAAGAACCAGCUGUAGACUCGAAAGCUGCCACUAGUGAGAAAGAACCAUCGUCAAAAUCUGAAGCCUCUACUAGGGAGAAAGAACCAGCUGUAGAAUUGAAAGCUGCCACUAGUGAGAUAGAACCAUCAUUAAUAUCUGAAGCCUCUACUAGUGAGAAAGAAUUGGUUAUAAAGGUACAAGAAUCCCCAACAAAGAAAGAACCAGCUGUAGAAUCAAAAGCUGAUAAGAAAGAACCUGUGACUAAGAAAGAACCAAGUGUCACAUCAGAAGGUCCUUGUAGUGAGAGAGAACCACAGGCAGUAAUCACAUCUGAGAACGAUCCAAAAGAACUUCCUACUGAUAAGAACAAACCAACUGCAACUUGUAAAACAUUCAACACUAAGGAAGAAUCAGUUGAAGAUUGUAAAAAGAAAGAACAACCUGUAAUUGACUUAGUAAGUAGUGAGAAGGAUUCGGCUGAAACAACUGAAGCUCCCAUUAGUGAGCAAAAACCAGCUGUGAAAUUAGAAGCUUCAGAAAACCAGAAACAACCAGCUGUAGAAUCAAAAGCUGAUAGUGAAAAAGAACCAGUGACUAAGAAAGAAGCUGCUUUGGCAUCAGAAGUUUCCAGUAGUGAGAAAGAGCCACUUCCUGUGAAGACAUCUGAGAAAGAAUCGGAGGUCACAGGUGAAGUUGCAAUCUGUCCACCUCCAGACUCUCAAAUUAGUUUAACAGAAGCUAAAACAUCUAGCAUUGUUCUUAGUGUAAAGGCUGAAAGUGCAAAGGAAUCAAAGGAACCACAAGAAGUACCAGGAGCAGAGACAGACCUUGCAAAAACCAGUGUUGAGGAAUUAAUACCUGAGGAAGUCUGUUCUGAGAGUGGUGCUGAACCUUUAUCUCCGGAAAGAAAAAGUCAAACUGCUUCAGAAGGUUUGCCCCUCCCACCUGUCCUCAGCCAUUUGAACCAGCCUUUUAAAGCUCCAGUAAACGAGACCAAGUCUUUUUUAGAACCACAGGUUUCAGGUGAUUCCAUACAGUCUGACUUGCAAGAUAAAACUUCAGUUUGCCACAAACGUGUAUCAGGUGAGCAAGGAUUAGCAUCACAAGAGGAAGGUUCAUCUGUUGUGGUUGUAGAUAAUCAUAAAGAAGAGGAAUCAAAGGAAGACCCAGUAGAGUGUCACAAAGAGCUCUCUAUCAAAGUAGGCCUAUCAUCACAAGACCUGAAAACUUUAAAUAACCUCAAAGAUCCUAACACAGAAUCAAAGGUUCCAAAUUGCCAGAGAGUCCUAUCCUCCAGCCAGGGAGACUUGUUUUGUGGUACAGAGAAGUUAAAAGUCCAAGAAAAAACACUUGGUAAGUCUACAGCUAGGCAAGGUAAGCAGCAGAUUUUAGCAGUAGAUUUACUUGCUUCAAAGACAGUUGAAAAACAGCAAACUGAGUCCGAAGUUUCAUGGCUAGGGAGUGCUGAGGAGGAUUCUCCCGAAAAUACCGAGGCAUCCAAAGCAUUAGAAUCAAAACUUUCUAAGGAAGUAACCUGUGUGAAAGAAGACUUCUGUAAAGAAUCAGGUGCAGAAGAAGGCCUAUCUCAUAUUGAAAAAGUACAAGCUCUAAAGUCUGUUACUGAUAGGAGCCCAGAAAUCGAACUUGGUAGCAGUUCUGUCUCUAUUUCAAAACAAACAGAGUGUAAAGACCUACCUUCACCAUUAGAAGAUAAAUUAGGAAAAGGAGAUACUCCUGUCUUGAAACCAAGUCCAGUGGAGAAAGAGUGUCUCAAUUUCUAUGAGGAUAUUACAAUUCAAGAGAGUUCAUUAUCAUCUAAGAAGAGUGAAUCUCAAGAGGACAAACCUAAUAAUUCAGUCACAGAAGAGAAAGUAUUAUCUUUGAAGAGUGAAAGUGUUGAUUUCAGUUCCUCAGAAAAGAGUCAAGCCACUUUGACUCAAGAGAAAGACAGUAGUGAGCCAAAGGACUUGUGUCCAAAAGACAAAAAGUCACUUGAUUCUGAAAUCCAAAAUCCUGUUGUAGAAGAACAAUCAAAGGCUGUACCUGCUGAGCAGCAGAACUCCCAGUUUGACAGUAGAUUAUUAACGGUUUUUCCUGAAACAUCGAAACAGAAGGAUCAAGAUCACAUAUCUUCCCUCACAGCUACCACAACUCUUGGUAAAGUCAGGAAACCCGAGAGUGAUUCAGUAUCAUCACAUCCUCCAGAUAUUUGCAAAGAUAAAAGUUAUCCAAAUACUAAAGUUAAACUUCUAGAACAAGAACAGUUUGGUAAUCCCUUGGAAUUAAAUACUGAUUUAAGAGUAGAUAAUCUACAUUUAUCUAAAAGUACAGUGUAUGAUCAGAAAGACUAUAACUGUUCUCUCAGUUUUGUUAAGAACACAACUGAAAGUAUUACAAAGAAGUUAGACACUCCAUUGAAUGACACAGCAACUUCUGAGUCUAAAUCUUUGAGUGUAUCAGCAGCACCAUCUUAUCAGACUGAUUGUACAAGUGGAAACUCUCCCAGUGUUCCCAUAUCAGAACCCAAUCCCUUUGUCAAGAGGACAGAUACACCAGACUGUGUCGUUAACUCGCGUGCAUUAGAUAAGAAAGGGCGCUUGACUUCAAAAGAUACAUCAUCUGGUGAUCCAUACCUAGCAUCAAAACCGGUAUCUGAAGAUCCUAAAAAACAAAAAGAUCUGGUGGAAAGGGAUGAGGCAACUCUUGCAGAUUUAGUAAGGAGAAGGAUCAGUGAACAAGUUGAGGAAACAGACCCUGAAUCUGAGGAGCAGACAUUGGGAACUGGAAGUGAUUCCGACUCAUCAGCGUCAAAUAGUGAGAAGAUGGCUCGCAGAAGAAAGAUAGAGGCCACUGCUGAUGCUGAGCUGGAAACAAGCUCCCGCAGCUCAAGGAGAAGCAAGAGGGUGAGUGAGGCAGCAGCAGCAGCAGCUGAAGAGAACAGCACUGACAGCCCUCAGGAGGCAGAAGAAAUGCAGCGGAUGUCACAGAGCAGCUCUCGAAGCCUGAGCAAGAAGGAUAGCAGUAAUGGUGAUGUGCAGGAGGAGGAGACUACCAGAGUAAGCCGUUCCCGGCGCAGCUCCAGGAGCAGAAGUGUGGACAAGGACAAGGUGGCUGACAGUGAAGCAGCAAAAACUAGAGGCCGGCAUGCGCGAAGUGAGAGCAUAGAGCAGGAGGAGCAAGAGGAGCAGGAGCAGGCAGUGACCACAACCAGGAGGAGGAGGAAAAGUGGCAGUGUAGAGAAGGAUGCUCCCAAGACCCCCCUGAGGAGGUCACGCCGCAUGUCACGAGGUGGAAGCACAGAACCAGAGGAAGUGGAAGAUUCAGCUGAGGCAAAAUUGGUUGAUGGUGCACCCAAGAAAUUGGAAGACAUCCAGGAGUUGAAUGAAAGCUGUAGCGACACACCAAAAAAAUCAGCUGAGGCCAAGGAGCCAUGUGAGAAUUCAAGGGUGGAGUCACCAGUGAAGGAAGAAAAUGAAGUGUCCACCAAGGAUGGUGUAGGUAAAGCGCCGAACACAAAACCCAAACGAGACUCAAAGGAGAAGGAAGAAGGUGCUGAGGCAUCAGAGAAAAAUGAUGCCAAUACUAAAGAGGCAGAAGAAGCUUCUGCAGAAGAAUCUCCCAAGAAGCCACAAGAUGACUCCCUCAGUAAAUCAAGUGAGAAAUCACCAAGGAAACACAGAGAAGAAUCCUCCAGCAAAGACAGAGACGAGAGCUCUGAAGAAGAAGCAUCAGGGGAAGGCCCAUCACCCCGGGAAAGAAGCUUGAGAGAGUCGGAUGAUCACAUUAGGAAGAGAAGCCUCAGUGGUAGGAGUGGUAAUGAGGAGGAGGAAGAAGUUGAAGAGGAUAGCAAAAAUUCCACAAACGACAAGAAGGAAAGCUCAAUGUCUCGGCCCCGGCUGCAGAGGAACGAAAUCAAAAUGCUGGAGGUAAAGGCUGAGCAACCAGAGAAGAGCCGCAAGGACAGGUCGCGCUCCAGCAGCAGAUCAUCUAAUAGCCCUUCAAGAUCUCCCUCACCAAAGAAGGCUAAGCAGGAACAGCCCAAGCUGAACAGCCGUAGAGACUCGGUGAGUGGUGAUGAGAAGGAUGACAGAAGACGCAGCACUGACAAACGGCGAGACUCCUCAAGCAGGAGCAGACGUGAUUCUGAGACUUCCAAGGAUGCAUCGAGACCAAAGCUUAACAGGAACGAGGUGAAGGUUGCAGAGGCAAAGGCGGGCAAGAUGGAGAGGAAGAGCAGGAAAGAUCGCUCACCCUCAGAAAGCAGGUCAUCCAGCGACUCUUCCCGGUCCCCUGCCCACAAGAAGCACAAGAAACGCUCCUCUUCAUCCUCUUCCUCAAGUUCCUCUAGCAACUCCUCCCGCUCAAGAUCAGGCUCUGGCCACCGCAAGAGAUUUGGCAGUGCGAGCAAGAAGAAGCCAGAAGUUGAUUCAUCAAGGUCUUCCCCGAGCAAGCGGCAAUUCCUUGCUUCCCCUGACCGUUCCAGAGCAAAGGAUAAUGGUGAGGAUCCCAAGGGACGACAUGGACCCGUUGUGCCAGAGAAGAGGAGUCGCCAUUCACGCUCUCGGUCAAGAUCUCCCAAAACCAAGACCCAUAAGCAAGAUGGAAACUCCUAUGAAUCCAAAAAAGACAGCAAAUCAUGGUCUGACAGCAGGAAAGACAGCCAAAACUCUGACAGGAGACAACAAGAGGAGGAGGAGAAGGAGAACAAGGAAACAAAGCCUAUGAUAGAUUAUUCCUCUUUCAAGUCAGUGAGGAAAGUAAGCUUAUCUCGGGGCAAGUCAAAGGAUGAAGAAGCUGAAAAAGACACAGACAAGCCAAAGAAGAGGAAGUGGGGUAAUUCAUCCUCAAGGAAAAUGUCAGUUGAUAUUUCCUCAGCUUCCCUUAAGACCAUUAUCCCUGAUGUGAAGCCCCUCCUGCCCUCCGAACUGCACAUGGGUGAAGACUCAGAACCUGAGUCUGGAGAGGCAAGUGAUGCUGAGGGACCUGAACCGCCCCCCAGCCUGGGUCAGGAGGCCAAGGAAGAGCUAAUGGAAGAGGGCGAGGAGGCCAGACCCAGGCGUGAGGUGCGGGAGGUGUCCCCAGUGGCAGUCAAACAGAGAAAGCGAUCCAAGUCGCCUGAGGAGAAAGCCAUGAGGAAGAUCAGGAUGUACGAAGGGCCUCCGGUAAGCAAGCCAGCCGUUCCCCCUGCACGAAACCCACCUUCCAGAGUAGUGUUCAUUCAGCACCUAGUCCGGCCCUUCACCAUCAACCAGCUGCGCGAGUUGCUGCAGAGAACUGGUCGAUUAGUGGAUAAUGGUUUUUGGAUUGACAACAUCAAGUCCAAGUGCUUGGCAAUGUAUGAGAAUGAGGAUCAAGCUCAAGAAACCCGUGUUGCUCUGCAUGGUGUUAAAUGGCCAAUGUCAAACCCAAAGAAUUUGUUUGUUGAUUUUGCCACUGAGGAGGAGAUGAAAAAGAGAAUGGAGGAGAACGCCCCUCCUCCCCAGAAGGCCAUAGAAGAGAAACGAGAUGAUAAAUGGAAACGUGAAGGGCCAGUGCGCGAGUGGGACUUGGCGAAGAUUGGAGAGCGCUCGCCCGGGGAGAGGGAGCGGGAACGCGAGAGGCUGAGAAGAGAGAGGGAGGAAGAGAGAAUGAGAGAACGCCGCAAGAGCCAGAGUCCAAGCGGGGCUGAAGGUGAAAAACAGAAAAAGAAACCAGAGGAACCUCCUGCCAAGCUGCUGGACGAUUUGUUCCGCAAAACCAAGGCACAGCCGGCUAUAUACUGGCUGCCGCUGACCACCGAACAGAUUGCCGAGAAGGAGGCGCAGCGACGCCAGAAGAUGGCCGAGGUGGAGCGCCUUCAGGCAGAGAUGAAAGCAGCCAAGGAGAAGGAGAACGAAGAAUGGGAGAAAAUCCGAGCGGAGAGAAAGAAGGAGCGUGAAAAGGCGGAGAAGGAGAGGGAGCGGGAGAAAGCGGAGAAGGAGAGAGAGCGGGAGAGAGAGAAAGAGAAGGAGAAGAACGCUCGCAAGUCCCGCUCGAGGUCGAGGUCCCGGAGGAGGAGCCGUUCCUCGAGGAGGUCGCCGCGGAGGUCCCCGAGGAGGUCGCCCCGCAGGUCCCCCAGAAGGUCACCCAGACGCUCUCCCAAAAGGUCACCGAGAAGGUCGGCAGGGAAGUCUCCUCGAAGAUCACCGCAACGUUCCCGGCGGUCCGCCAGCAGGGAGUCGCGACGAUCUCGCCGGAGGAGCCGCAGCCGUUCAAGAUCCCGCACUUGAUUCCAUGAGGGCAUUUUGAUGAGGGGAGCUCACAACCAUGUGAAGGAAACAUGAAAGAGAGAGAGAGAGCUUGCAAAAACAUGUAAACAAAUCCAUAUGCAACAAGAGGAGGAGGAGGACAAGCUACCACUACAACUGAUUGCUGGGUCCCACUGGCCCACACCUUCCUAGAAGCAGUACUGUACUAAAACAAAAGAAGCUUCAACACGCCAGCCUCGACGCACCAGUCCUCUACCACCUACAAGGUUAUUGUUACACAUGUGUGCUACCUCCCCCUCCUCACCUCACGCCUCUCAGAUCCUUCUUGCAUCCUUCAGACUUUCAUCACUUCCCUCCCCCCACCACCACCUCAUCCCCCCUUUUCUGCAGGUUUUCACCACGCAGUGCUCUUCUGGUGUUAGGAUUAGGUUUAUUUAUGCUGUCCAAGGUUUGAUUGAGAGAUUCUGAAGUGAGUCAAGAAUAAGUAGAAGAAUGUCUAGAAGAUAUUCUGAUUUUUUUUAAGAGCCGACUUCUCUAAUUUUCUUUGUCUGUGUUUGCAAUGCAUUCACAUCAUUGCUUUGUACCAAAUGGUAAGUAUUUAAUUUCGUUCAUUUUGCCUUGAAUAGUCAUUAGAUUAGCUUAAGAGUAGGUGAAGCUUAUUUUUAUUUUAUUUACAUAUCAGAAGAGCAUUGGGUGGUAAGGGAAGUGUUGAAAGCGUUAUGGGUGACGAGAGAGCUCCUGCGCUGUGAGAUUCACCGAUGACACGUCAGGGUACCAGCGGGAACUACGAUGAUCACCAGUACUGACCAGCGUUUGUCCUAUAGCUUCCUCAUGGAAUGCCGUUCGCGAAGCUGUACAGCUUUUCAAAAUGCCUCAGGAGGCCCAAAUUAGUGACCAAAUUAAUAAUGGACUGUACCUGUGGGUACUCUAAAACAUGAAUUGACAAGUUGAAGUGUUUUAUCCCUCUUGCGGAUCACGAUGAAGAGACAACACAGCAAUGAUGAAAUCAAGGCUUGUGAAUGGCUUGAAGUGAAACGGUGAUAGUGUAUCGUUGAAGUGUGACCGAGUUAUUUAAAGAUGCAGACAAAAAGUGAUAUAGAAAAUCUGGGUUUACCGACUUGUAUCAAUUAAUUAUUGCACUUGAUCAUGGGAGAACAUAUCCAAGCACCAAGUGCCUGGAACAAACAGUGAUGCAGUGCCGUGCAUUGGUGACUGACUGAAGGGUAAACGACCCUCUCCCCUCUGAUUGUAUGGAGUACAAAAAAUUUUAGUGAUGUGUAAACCCAGGUGGAUAAGGAGAUGGACAUCUGUGGAGACGCAUGAUGCUCUCCAAGUGUGUGAACCACAUAUAAAGUUAACACGUGCUGAUUUAUGUAGGUCUACGGAUAUAUACAUUACACAGAUAAAACUUUUCAGUUUAGAGUAUUUUGAUGUUACAUUUUCAAGUGAAUUUAUGCACUUUAGGUUUUUAUUGUUUGAGAGAGAUCUAAAGAUUUCUUCAGUUGUGAUGACUUGUGGAUGAUUGUUUAUAAUGGAAUAAAGUAACACCCUUAC